UGGGUUCAGUGUUAGACGGUCGACGUGAUCUAAGUCGAGGGUUGGUGCGGGCGGCGGCCAGUCAGUGUCACCAUGGAGGAGAUAGGUAUAACUGUGCCCACUGAGAAGGUGGAAGAAACGGUUGAUGUGAAAGGUCCUGUUGUCGGCGGGUUUACAGUGGUGAGCGAUGAGUCCGCGCGGGAUGACUACAACACCUACAAACGCCUCCUGCAGAACCUGGAGUACUUACGUGUUCAGGAAGACUAUAUUAAGGAUGAACUACACAAUCUAAAGAAGGAAUACAGACAUGCACAAGAAGAGGUUAAAAGAAUUCAAAGUGUACCAUUGGUAAUUGGACAGUUCCUGGAGGCAGUGGAUCAAAACACAGGUAUCGUUGGAUCGACCACCGGCUCCAACUAUUACGUCCGAAUCCUAUCGACAAUAGAUCGCGAAUUAUUAAAGCCGUCAGCGUCUGUAGCACUCCAUAAGCACAGUAAUGCCCUCGUUGACGUCUUACCCCCAGAAGCAGACUCCUCUAUAUCUAUGUUACAAGCAGAUGAGAAGCCCGAUGUUGCCUACUCAGAUAUCGGAGGUCUGGACAUGCAGAAGCAAGAAAUUAAGGAAGCUGUAGAACUCCCUCUCACACACUUUGAUCUGUAUAAGCAGAUUGGCAUCGACCCUCCCAGGGGUGUGCUCAUGUUUGGACCUCCUGGCUGUGGUAAGACCAUGCUGGCUAAGGCUGUGGCACAUCACACCACGGCAUCGUUCAUUCGCGUCGUCGGUUCAGAAUUUGUGCAGAAGUAUUUGGGCGAGGGACCGCGCAUGGUGAGGGACGUGUUCCGACUAGCCAGAGAAAAUGCCCCGGCCAUCAUCUUCAUCGAUGAGAUUGAUGCCAUAGCCACAAAGAGAUUUGAUGCUCAAACUGGUGCUGAUCGUGAGGUGCAGCGUAUCUUGCUGGAGUUGCUCAACCAGAUGGAUGGUUUUGACCAGACAACCAAUGUUAAGGUGAUUAUGGCGACAAACCGAGCCGACACUCUGGACCCUGCUCUCUUGCGGCCCGGACGACUGGAUCGAAAGAUUGAGUUCCCAGUGCCGGAUAGGCGACAGAAGCGUCUCAUUUUCACAACCAUCACUGGAAGAAUGAACUUAAGUGACGAUCUUGACCUAGAGGAUUAUGUGGCACGUCCAGAUCGCAUCUCAGGAGCUGACAUCAAUGCUAUUUGUCAGGAGGCUGGUAUGCAUGCAGUAAGAGAGAAUAGGUAUAUUGUCUUGGCCAAAGAUUUUGAGAAAGCCUACAAGAACAACGUCAAGAAAGAUGAGUCUGAUCAUGAAUUUUAUAAGUAAGAUUUAUAUUGGUAUAUUAUUGUAUACCAAGAGUAACAAAAUAGUGGUUUGAAUGCUGUGGAUUAGUUUCAUGAACGAUUUUGUCUGCAGAAUGGAAUGUAAGUUUUGAUUAUUUCAAUAUAGGAUUAAACUCCUUGUAUAUCGUGCUAACCUCCAUCUCGUUAUCACCACAAAAGAACUGUACUAUGUAGUCUUGCAAGUUUGCAGUUUAUAAGAUUAUAUGGUUUAUCAGAGCUGUUCUUAAUA
Molecule: messenger RNA, 1569 nt
Organism: Homarus americanus (American lobster)
Lineage: Eukaryota; Metazoa; Arthropoda; Malacostraca; Decapoda; Nephropidae
Product: 26S proteasome regulatory subunit 6B-like
Exons: 4
Coding region: 73-1323 (416 amino acids)
Biological process (GO): proteasome-mediated ubiquitin-dependent protein catabolic process
Cellular component (GO): proteasome regulatory particle, base subcomplex
Molecular function (GO): ATP binding; ATP hydrolysis activity; proteasome-activating activity
Source: RefSeq, a predicted model, not a curated record